Messenger RNA from Hypoxylon fragiforme, 1215 nucleotides. RefSeq names its product PLP-dependent transferase. Bases 1 to 1215 code for a protein of 404 amino acids. The record is from RefSeq and is a predicted model, not a curated record. Gene Ontology annotation, biological process: biosynthetic process. Lineage: Eukaryota; Fungi; Ascomycota; Sordariomycetes; Xylariales; Hypoxylaceae. Gene Ontology annotation, molecular function: pyridoxal phosphate binding; catalytic activity. The transcript has 2 exons.
AUGGUGAAAAUCCCAGUAUUCGAGGUGGAACAAUGGAUGGACAAAUAUGAGACUACGCCUGGCGUGUUAAAUAUUGCUGAGACUUGCUGCUCGUCCAUCUCGAUAGACCAGCUGGUCCAAUUCAACAGCAACCAAGGAAAGGACAGUCGUCCACUCAUUGACUUCUCCAAGGCACUCACAUACGGCUCCAUCAGGGGGUCCGAUGAGCUGCGCCAGAACAUCGCAAGCAUAUACAAUGAAGAUGAGGCGGGAGCUUUCACCCCCUUAUCCCAUGAGGAGGUCCUUGUCAUGCAAGGCGCUAUAUCUGCCAACUAUCUGGUACUAUACAGUCUUGUUGGGCCCCAAGAUCACGUUAUAUGCGUGUACCCAACUUACCAGCAACUCUAUGCCGUCCCCGAGUCACUAGGGGCCGAGGUCUCGCUUUGGAAAUUAAAGGCAGAGAACCAGUACAUCCCCGACGUGGCGGAGCUUGAAACCUUGAUCAAGAGCAACACGAAGAUGAUCAUCCUCAACAACCCCAACAACCCCACAGGCGCAACGAUCCCGCGAGAAGUCCUCUCCAAAAUCAUCGACGUCGCACGCCAACACGACAUCAUCGUCUUCUCCGACGAAGUGUACCGCCCUCUCUUCCACAGCCUCUCGCCCCACGAGAUCCCCCCCUCCGCCCUCUCCCUCGGCUACUCCAAAGUCGUCGUCACGAGCUCCAUGUCCAAAGCCUGGGCGCUAGCGGGCAUCCGCGUCGGGUGGCUCGCGUCGCGCGACCCCUCCAUCAUCGAGGCGGUCGCCUCCGCUCGCGACUACACCACCAUCAGCGUCUCGCAGCUCGACGACCAGGUCGCGCGGUACACGCUCAGCCGCGACGUGCGCCCGCAGCUGUUGAGGCGCAACAUCGCGCUCGCGCAGACGAACCUGCGCAUCCUCGACCAGUUCGUCCGCGACCACGCCGACGUGUGCAAGUGGGCGAAGCCGACGGCGGGCACCACGGGACUGGUGCAGUUCCGGGGGAGAGCAGACGGGAAGCCGGUUGAUGAUGAGGCGUUCUGCAAGGACGUGCUGGAGAAGACGAAGGUCAUGUUCUUGCCGGCGGCGCGGUGCUUCGGGCACGGGGUCACGGACGCCUUUGAUGGGUGCGUGCGCAUUGGGUAUGUGAGUGAGACGGAGGUGCUGAGGGAGGCGUUGGAGGAGCUGGAUGGGUAUCUAGCUGAGCAUCUUUGA